This is a messenger RNA of Spea bombifrons (plains spadefoot toad), 1718 nucleotides long. Its product is annotated as chromaffin granule amine transporter-like. Lineage: Eukaryota; Metazoa; Chordata; Amphibia; Anura; Pelobatidae. Gene Ontology annotation, molecular function: xenobiotic transmembrane transporter activity; serotonin:sodium:chloride symporter activity. The transcript has 14 exons. The record is from RefSeq and is a predicted model, not a curated record. Gene Ontology annotation, cellular component: synaptic vesicle membrane; terminal bouton. Gene Ontology annotation, biological process: transmembrane transport; xenobiotic transport; aminergic neurotransmitter loading into synaptic vesicle. Bases 17 to 1522 code for a protein of 501 amino acids.
GCCGGCCGCCAGCACCAUGUUGGAGUGGUUCAAAUGGCUGAAUGAGAAGCGGAAAUCCAGAAGGCUGGUCCUGGUGGUGGUUUUCGUGGCUCUGCUGCUGGAUAACAUGCUUUUCACAGUUGUCGUUCCAAUUAUUCCAAGUUUCCUUUAUGAUGUGGAAUUAAAGAAUGAAAACCUGUCUACCCCAUCCUCCCCUGCUCCGAACCUGUUGGUCACCUCCACCAUCUCCUGGGAUGGUCCAGACCGCAGAGGAGACGUGAAUAAAUCCCCAAGUCUCCCUACAGACGUGACAUGCAUUAACAGGUCAAAUUUCUUCCGGGAAGAGAAUGUCCAAGUGGGUCUACUCUUCGCUUCCAAAGGCAUCGUCCAGCUCUUGGUUAAUCCCAUAGUUGGGCUGAUAACCAAUAGGCUUGGCUACGCCAUUCCAAUGAUUUGUGGAUUUAUUGUCACUUUUCUAUCGACUAUCAUGUUUGCUUUCUCCGAGAGCUACACGUUGCUUUUUGUGGCCAGAGCGAUACAAGGAAUAGGAUCAUCCUUCUCUACUGUUGCAGGUCUGGGGAUGCUGGCAAAUGUAUAUACUGAUGACUUUGAAAGAGGCCAAGCUAUGGGAAUAGCACUGGGGGGUUUGGCCUUAGGGGUCCUAGUGGGUCCCCCAUUUGGUGCAGUUAUGUAUGAUUUUGUUGGAAAGUCCUCUCCGUUCCUGGUCCUGGCAUUCCUUGCUCUGCUGGAUGGAGCUCUUCAGCUGUUUAUUCUUAGACCUUCAAAAAUUUCUCCAGACAGCACUGCUCCAACGCCAUACUUGACACUGCUGAAGGACCCUUACAUUCUGGUGGCUGCUGGCUCUCUCUUCAUUGCUAAUAUGGCGGUUAGCAUGUUGGAACCCACCCUGCCUAUCUGGAUGAUGGAAACCAUGUGCUCUUCAAAAUGGCAACUUGGUCUAGCCUUUUUACCGGCCAGUAUCUCAUAUCUUUUAUGCACUAAUCUUUUCGGGACCUUGGCACACAAGAUGGGGAGGUGGCUCUGCUGUCUGCUUGGAAUGAUCCUGGUGGGAAUCAGUCUUCUCUGUGUUCCUUUAGCGGUCAAUAUAUACUGGCUCAUUGGACCCACUGCUGGAAUAGGCAUUGCUCUGGGGAUGGUAGACUCCUCCAUAAUACCCAUCAUGGGGCAUUUGGUAGAUUUGCGUCACAAUUCUGUGUAUGGAGGGAUCUAUGCCAUAUCUGACAUGGCACUCUGCUUCGGGUUUGCAUUGGGUCCUUCCACCGCUGGCGCUAUUGCAAAGGUCAUGGGGUUUCCCUGGUUAAUGGUGAUCAUCGGAGUGCUAAACAUUGUCUACUGUCCGCUCUGCAUCUUUCUGCGUAGUCCACCUGCAAAGGAAGAGAAACUGGCAAUUCUAAACCAUGAAUUAUCACCAGAAACGAAACUUUACAUGGUUCAGAAAACUUCUCCUGACUCGGUUCUGACCGAUCAUGGUUAUGGAAACCUUACUGGAGUCAACACCAAGGCAAAGGGGAUCCCCCACUGAUAACAUGAACAGUCCGACCUACGGUAGAACUCUUUGGUCAGCUCUCUGAACAUCAUGGGGAUUUAAUCAAAACGUAUCGGAGGCAAUCACUACUUGAACAUCACAAUGGCCGGAUUUCUCACAGUAUCCCUAUCUGCAGAGACACAUACAGCAGAGAUCUCAAACAACCACCAUUAAACCACCAUUAUGUCAUUCC